CGGUGGCCUCUGUUUCCGGUCUAGCCGUUAGCAGCAGCACUAGCUGCCUGUCAACAUCACGCCUCUUCCGAGGACUUCUGUGUUUUGUCUUUUAACUGUUUGUCCCCGGCACAGCCCCGACUGUCCGUCGCCAUGUCCAUGUACCAGGUAAAGCCCGUCUGUCCGGACAUAAAGAUUGAUUUGCCCACCUGCAUGUACAAGUUACCGAAUAUCCACACGAGGCAAGGGAACAGCUGCAGCCCGGACCAUGCGCUUCAGAAUGGUGACGUGGACCCAGCAGUCAAGGCUCUGGAGGCUCGCCAGGAUGAGAUCAUGAGAAAGCUGUACGAGCUGAAAGCAGCCGUGGAAGGGCUCGCCAAGACUGUCACGACCCCUGAUGCAGAUCUGGACGUGACGGUCAGCAGCAGCCUCUCCUCCCAAAGCUCCAGCUGUGCCAUCUUUAAAGGAACCACAAACCUGGACGCACUGCUGGGGAAGGACCUGGGCGCGCUCCGUGACAUCGUCAUAAAUGCAAACCCUGCGAAGCCACCCCUCACGCUGCUGGUUCUCCACGGCCUGCUGUGUCAGCGCUACCGGGUGCUCUCCACUGUCCACGUCCACUCUUCUGUAAGCGGUGUGCGGCCACAGCUCCUGUCCUGCCUUGGUCCCAAACACGCAGACAGCUAUGCCCGCCAUAUGUUCCAGCUGGGCUUCACCCUCAUAUGGAAAGACGUUCCCAAGCCGCAAAUGAAGUUCAGCGUCCGCAACAUGUGUCCCAUUGAGGGCGAGGCCAACGUGGCGCGCUUCCUCUUCAAGCUGCUCGCUCCCUACCCCAGCUACCCCGCCCUGGCCACGCUGGUGGACAGCUGGGUGGACACGGCGUUCUACCAGCUGGCGGACGGCAGCGCCAAGGAGCGCGCCGCUGUCCUGCGGGCCGUCAACUCGGCCCUGGGUCGCGGCCCCUGGCUGUCCGGACCGGAGUUCUCCCUGGCCGACGUCGCCUGCUACUGCUGCUUGUUGCAGAACGGCCCGGCGGCCUCCACCGCCGCCAACGUCCAACGCUGGAUCAAGUCCUGCGAGAACCUGGGUCACUUCGGUCCCGCUCAGCUCCUCGUAAAGUGACCAGGGCUGUCUUAGGACCAGAAACCAGAGGCAGCGUGACAGAGGGGCAUUAGAAUAAAAAAUUAUCUCAGCUAUGUCUUGAACUCCUUCUAAUUCUUCCCCACCUUGUUGUAGUGUAACAGACUCGGAGGGUAAAGUCAUGUAAAAGUAUUUAUUUCUGCCAUGCUGCUUUUAUAAAAUGAAAGGGGGGGGGUGCAUGAGAGGGAUCCAUAGACGAGUGUUUGGUGAUGGAUUAAAUUAGAAAUACUGACGGAGGUUGUAACACAAAUACACUGACUCUCCUCUAACUUUGUGCCUAACAUGAUCCUGUUCCAGAUGCGUGUGGCGUGGGGUGUGACCAAGUCUUUUCACGAGUAAUACUUCAUAUCAUUUGGGGUUUUUAGACAUUAAAAAGAAACUUGAAUUUGCAUCAAA
Molecule: messenger RNA, 1515 nt
Organism: Fundulus heteroclitus (mummichog)
Lineage: Eukaryota; Metazoa; Chordata; Actinopteri; Cyprinodontiformes; Fundulidae
Gene: aimp2
Product: aminoacyl tRNA synthetase complex interacting multifunctional protein 2
Exons: 4
Coding region: 133-1101 (322 amino acids)
Cellular component (GO): aminoacyl-tRNA synthetase multienzyme complex
Source: RefSeq, a predicted model, not a curated record